UUGAAACUCUCACUUCUCCUCCGCCGUCGGAAUGUCGACGACUCCCGAUCCCAACAACUCCUUCGCAUCCGUAACGGCGUCUCCCUCUCUCGUCACCGCAUCCGAAACUCCGGCGAUACCCCCAAACAACGCCAGAAAAAAUCCGUCUCAGCCACCACCCGCUCCACCGCCACCGUCUUACAGAUCCAUAGCUCCGGUUCAGCAUGCUAAUCCGAUCCAACAAACUCACAACAACCUCCAGACACAGUCAAUCCCGAACCGACGCCCUAAUUCGCCUCACCACCACCAAGACCCCUCGACGGUUCUUUACCCGUUCGCUCCUCCUCCGUCGGGUCGAGGAGGGUUCUCGGUCCGACCCGUUCGGAUGAGUUCACCGUUAGUCGCUGCCGCCGCUGCUCCUCCUACCGUAACGGCGGCGGGUAAUCAGAGCGGUUACACUCUUCGCCCCGGUUUGGCUUACAACCACCGAUUAGCGGAAUCGAUGAUGCAGUUCAUGAGGGCGAGGAAUCCUCCUCAGAUUCAUCAUCAUCAUCAUCAUCAUCAGCUUUCUCAUCCCGGGUCGGGUCCCAUGAGAGGAGUUCCUCACUUUCUUCAACCGCGGGUUGCCCCUCCCCCAACUUCAGUUCUAGACUCUGGCAGGAAUAAAAAUGCCAGAAGGAGGGACGCGCUUGUCCUUGUUAGAGGGAGAAAGGUUAGAAUCACUGAUGAUGCUUCUCUUUAUUCCCUUAGUCGAUCGUGGUUGAGAAAUGGUGCCCAUGAAGGAAUGCAGUCGCAAAGGAGCGAUACAAUGAAACCGUUACCAAAGCCUUUACCUCUGGAUGUGAUGGAAGCAGCUGUGCCGAACGAAACAGCUGAAAAAACUACUGAUGAUGAAGAUAAAGAGGACGAGGAAUCUGUGAAGGAAUUAACAGAGAAGGAUCUUUUGCAAGGACACAUCGAGCGAGCUAAGAAGGUCCGCGCACGAUUAAGAGAAGAACGGUCGAGGAAGAUUGCGAGGUACAAAGGAAGAUUGGCUCUUCUUCUGCCACAAUCUGGAGAGCAGUGCACGAAGAACGAUUAAAAGUUCUGUACUUAGGAUCCUGAGGCCUUUACAUGAUUGUUGUUAAUUUUAGCAUAGCACCACAUACUGUACGUCUAGGAAGGUGUGUUCUUUCUCUCAUAUAGAUAUAUAUAUGAUAUAUCUUUUUUAUCUGCAUUCUCUAAUAGAUUUUCUUCUUUUGGUUUGUAUCUUCACUACAUUUUGGUCAUUUGCAAUUCUCUUAUGCCA
This is a messenger RNA of Raphanus sativus (radish), 1267 nucleotides long. RefSeq lists its product as uncharacterized. The transcript has 7 exons. The coding region runs from base 32 to 1060 and encodes 342 amino acids. Gene Ontology annotation, cellular component: transcription repressor complex. Lineage: Eukaryota; Viridiplantae; Streptophyta; Magnoliopsida; Brassicales; Brassicaceae. The record is from RefSeq and is a predicted model, not a curated record.